This is a messenger RNA of Lymnaea stagnalis (great pond snail), 1379 nucleotides long. NCBI's taxonomy places the organism in Eukaryota, Metazoa, Mollusca, Gastropoda, Lymnaeidae. The record is from the annotation of a GenBank genome assembly.
CGAGUUUAAUGACGUCAAGGCGUGUUGUCAUGGUACACAACACAGCCGAAAUCCAAUUUGAUAGCUAACGUACAGUUUGAUUAGUGGAAUUGAUAGGACAGCUAAAAUCUCAAGAUGUUUCACGUUGUAGCCGUGUUUAUGUUAUUGAUAGGUUAUGGUGAGUAGCCUAUACUAUAAGUUAGUUUUGGGAGCUGGCUGUGGUUGUAGUUUAUCAGAGUAUUUCAGGACACUUUCCAUGUUGACAAGAUUAUUUCAAGCUAAGUAAAAAUUUAUUUACUGAACUAUCCGAUUCUUUCCUUUAAAUUUAAAAUUCUAUUUUUCAAAAAAAAAGGGGCCUCUCAAACAAAAGAUGACUGCCCAGCCGGUGUACCUAGAGAUAACACCCUCAUAAUUCAUUCCGGUUUUUGCUUCAGCUUCAACUUCACGAAAAUACCCCACAAAGACGCCAGAGCCACAUGCGAAAAACACGGUGGCACUCUGGCCCUGGUCAAAACGCCGGAUCUUCAGGAUUUCCUCUACAACCAACUCGCCCACUACUACAACCACACCCACGACAAAGUCUGGAUCGGCCUCAACGACAUCGCCGCCGAAGAUAAGUUCGUCUGGGAGGACGGCACCAGCCUGAACUACAGCAACUGGGCCAGCGGCGAGGGCCCCAACAGUGGCAGCAUACAGCACGUGUUCCAGCACAACACCGAGGACUGUGUCAUCUUGGACGUCACAGCCAGGGGCAAGUGGCACGAUUACUCGUGUGACCACAGCGUCGUCUUCCUCUCCACGACCCCGGAGCUCCAUUCUUUCAUCUGUCAGUACACGCCGGUGGGGCGUAGUUCCACGGAACCGACGCAGAAGAGCGCGGGUACGUCGCCCUCAACGACAGAGAUUUCAGUGCAACCGGUGGUUACCCUAGCUACCAUCACCAACCCUUGCCCCCCUUUCACGUGUGACCUGGACUGCGGUAUGGACGGCUUCAAGAAGGACGCCACGACGGGCUGCUCCAUUUGUGAAUGCGACAUUUGAUUUUAGACAAUGAAGUUAAUUUGAAUUAUGUUGAUUCUUACAUAUGAAAUAUGUUGCUUCUUACAUGUGUAAUAAUUAUUUUACACAACAAACAUUUAUUUUUAAUCCGUUUCCUAUUGUUCCUAGCAAAUACAAGUAACGAAUGAAUAAGCAUUAUUUGAAGAAGAAAACAAACACCAACAACAACACAAACCUCCAACAACUUUUCUUAGCCAAUAAUUUGUUGAAUACAUUUUCUGAUGUUGACAAGAUGCUACAGUAUUAAAAUAUCACUAAUAGUGUAACAUAAAAAUAAUUCAUGAAUGUUUAAAAUUACUAUUGUUUGUUUUUUUGAAACUAGAAAAACCUCCUCUUUCAUU